CGAAUAUUUUCAAAUCAAACGAACUACGGCUAUUAAUUGAUGCACAUUCAUCGCUUCUGAUUUUGAUAAUUUUAACGAAAAGUACUUUUUUGUAUUUAAGUGGUAGAAAGUUAAACAGUAUAUUAUAAGUCUUUCUAAAGUUUUUAAUAACGUAAAUGUGUGUGUCUUGUGAGUGAAAUAAAGAUGGUGAGACUGCAAAAUGGCCCUGGCUUGGGCGCGAAAAAGGGUCCGGUAGCUGCUCCCUCAAAAACUGGGUCCACACAAAACAUGUCUGCUAAUAUUAAAGUAGUGGUCAGAGUUCGGCCUUUAAAUAUGAAAGAAAUUCAGUCGAACAAUCGUGUUGUUGUAGACGUUGUUGAUGACAAAAUGUUAGUGUUUGACCCAAAGCAAGAAACCAGGCCUUUCUUUUAUCAGGGAGUCCAGCAGCCUAACAAAAACUUCCUGAAACGUGCUAAUAAAGAGUUAAAGUUUGUCUUCGAUGAUGUUUGUGGUCAAGAAGCCUCAAAUCAAGAUGUAUUUGAAACCACAACAAAAGAGAUUAUUGCAUCUCUAAUGGAGGGGUAUAAUUGUUCAGUCUUUGCAUAUGGAGCGACUGGGGCUGGGAAAACAUUUACUAUGAUAGGGACUCUAGAGAAUCCUGGUAUAACUUAUUUAACAAUGGAACACUUGUUUUACACAAUUGAUUCAUUUGAGAAGGAUAGAGAGUUUGAUAUUGGAGUGUCAUAUAUUGAAGUUUAUAAUGAAAAUGUGUAUGACCUGCUUAAACCAUCUUCUACUCCACUCCAACUUCGGGAAGACUCAAAAUAUGGAGUUAUGGUAGCUGGUCUCAGCCUUCAUAGCAUUAGAACAGCUAGAGAGCUUCUGAACAUGCUUGAAGAUGGAAAUAAAAAUAGAACACAACAUCCGACUGAUGCUAAUGCUGAAAGCUCUAGGAGUCAUGCUGUGUUUCAGGUGUAUGUUAAAAUGCGGUAUAAAAUUAGCAGCCAGCUUCGUAUGGUAAAAUUAUCAAUGAUAGAUCUUGCUGGGAGUGAGCGCGCCUCGGCAACUGGUUGCAAAGGAGACCGGUUUAAAGAAGGUGCUAAUAUUAAUAAAAGUCUCUUGUCACUUGGUAAUUGUAUCAAUAAAUUGGCUGAUGGAAGCAAUUAUAUUCCUUACAGAGACUCAAAAUUGACUCGUCUCCUUAAAGACAGCCUUGGUGGCAACUGUAAGACAGUUAUGAUUGCUAAUGUAUCCCCAUCAAGUAUAACAUAUGAAGACACAUAUAACACACUCAAAUAUGCAGCAAGAGCAAAUAAAAUCCAACUAUCAAUUAAAAAGAAUAUUGUUGAUGGUGAUAUGCGAUUGUCACAAUAUGUCAAGAUAAAUGAGGAGCUUAGGAAGAAAAUUAAAGAGCUGGAAGCCAAAUUAUCUCUGUCCUCUCUGAAGACUGUCAAAGAGUCAGAUGGAGUUAAGGAAAAAAUGUCCCAGCAAUGGCGACAGCGCAUCCAAUCAGCUGAAAGCGCACACACCGCGAUCGAAAGUCGUCUAAUAACAAACAUGUGCCAACAGCGCGUGCUAGCGUUACGUCAACGUCUGCGAACUCGGGCCUUCCAGCACCUUGCAGAUUUGGCUCAUCGGUGCUCCAGUGAACAUAUGGAACAGAUGUGUGUAGAAGAUAUUCCUCGUCAAGAACGUGCCGCUGAAAGUUACGUGAAGCAAUGUGCAAUACUCGAUACUAAAGUACUUUCUACUUGGGGCGAAUGGGAUGAGAGCCGAAAGAAGUUGAAUUUAAUGUACAAUCAGGCUGUCACAGACCAUCCAGAACUCAUAGACUUUGUCCAGAAACUACAGACCCAAGCCAAAUUAAGAUUAGUAGAAGCCAGAGACAAUCUUCGGUACAAGCUCCUAGCCAUCGAGCACCAGGAAAUUAAAUCCUUCACAGAAUAUGUCAGCGAUAUGCCCAGUAUGCUGAAGAAGCUUUAUCUAACUUUAAAAGGUUAUGAUAGAGCCACCCCUGCGUUGACCAAUGAGUAUCUAGACAUUAUGAAGAAGGCAAAGUCGGUCAAGGGCAUAGUCUGGUCUGAUGAGGUACCGGACAACGAUGACUUAUUCAAAUUUGUCUCUACACUGGAUUUAGAAAAGCCAAUCAGUGCAAUCGACUUUGAUGAUGAAGAGAACAUUGACUUAGUGACGGAUAGUGAAGAUUUGACUGACAUUGAAAAUAGGGAGCCACUGCCCUCAGCAAAGAAGCGUAAAGGGACAUUCACUAAAGGCACUCCUAUGAAGCUGAUAAAUAAUGAAACAAUAAUUAUUAAUGAUUCAUUUGAGAGUAUGGAUGUGAAACAAGCCAUGAAUUCAGCGAAGAAGGUUAAAAAAGAAUUGAGUCCAUCAACAGAUGUGGAUAAUUAUAGUACUAUUGAUCCUAACUGUUUGAAUUCAACAUUUGUUAUGGCAAAUAAAAUGGACUGGAAGAAAACUGUGAAGGUAGAACCGAGCAGUCAACCGAUUAAAACUCUGAUGGAUAGGACGAAUACAAUUACCCGUACAAACAAUUUAAAUGACAGAGCUAAAAUAGUGAAGCCGAUUGUCGGAAAAGCAAUUCCCUUCAAACGAAACCCGGCACCUGUAACAGUAAAGCCCGUUGCUGGCUUCGGGUCUGGUGUUGCCAGAGAUGGGACGUCGUUGCAGAGAAAUGUACAAGGCCAAAAGGCGACUUUAAAUGAAAAAUCAGUUGGUUUUAAAGCAGUCCGAGCGAAGGAACGAAUGCAGACACAUCCAUACUCGAGGCCUGCCUUAAGAAAAUGAUAAUAUAAGAUAUAUGGCGUUAUGGAAAAGUGUAUUUUUAUAUAGAAUUAUUUUUAGGUGUUAUAUUUUAAUGUUUUAGUACUGUUUAAUUGGUUUUUUGAGUGUGUACAAAUGUGUGUCAACGAGAAAGUUAAUCAAUAAACAUUAUUAUAUAUUCCCAAAUACAUCGAAUCAUAAACUUUUUGUCACUUUAGAAGUAUAGUUUUCAAACCUUAUAUAACAGUAUUUUAGCAAGGAACAAAGUCUUAGUCUAGACUUAGUUUAAGACGGUACGAAGACGAUUGUCAUUGGCCAAACGGAACGAUGAUCUGAGAUUGGACGUGAGAUGUUGACCAAUUAGAAUGAAACGAAUCGGUAAAGACUUUCUCAAACCGUAAAUUGAAAUUAAAAUAUAUUAAACUCAGUUAUCGACAGAUUUAUGAGAUACUAACACAUAGUGAAAUAAUAUUAUUUAGAAUUUGUGAAUAGCAUUUUCUGAUUUACCAAUUCAAUUGGUUUCCGAUGUGAAUUUGACCACGCGACUACAAUGGACGUCACAAUUUGCUUUUGAGACGCAGCAAUAGUGAAUAAUUUUAGAACGAUAUAUCGCAUAGAGUAGUCAACCAUGACUGGAAUCGUUAUUGAAUGUUUCAGAUUAUUGGUGCAGUAACCCAACUAAAUACAAAAAGCUGCAGUUAAAUCUAGAUUAACAUUCUAGUAUAUAGUAUAGUAUUAUUCAACAAAUUUUUAAAGUAUUUUUUUUUACAUUUAUUGGAAAAUUGUAGCCCAUUGUUCUAGUAACUGGGUUUUAUUUUGUUAUGCCCAAACGGAUACCAAAUUGCGGACGAUAUUCUCCUUUCUAUUGAAAUGUACGUUUAUUGAUUGGACACAGGCGUCUUUGCAUUCUCUUUUUGAGGAAAAGCUAAUUUUCUUUGAGUUUCGUAAGAACGUUGCAACGCCUAAUUUGCUAUUGCGGUUUUUGCAUCGGUUUUAUUAUUAUUUUUCGACGAUAUCUUGACUAUGUAUUUAUGGACAAACGCUUUUGUAUGCUAGACCAUAUAACAGUUGCUUUGAAUACAAUAGGUGCGGAAAAAUAUGUCUACAUAAGCGUAACUAUGAAACUAAUGAAAUAUGAAAAAUUUCUUCGGGUAACGCGUUCAACAAACCCGACAAUUAUAGUUCAAUCGUACAAUUAUCGGUCGUUUUUCUUUUCACGCCAGUGUCUGGUAGCCCUCGUAAAUUGCGACUUAGCUUUAAGUAUGACUUCCGUACGUCAUAUAUAUUUUUGACACACGGGAGUUCUAUUUACGUCAGUCUAGAAAUUCUAAACCUUCCUUGUACUAAAACUUAAUAUUAUGGUAUCGGCUUUAUACAACAUACUUUUAGGGCAUUGACGCUUUUCUUGACAAAAAUAAUCUUGCCCAUUACAUGGUCCUAUAAUGCAUUUUUUACGUGUUCUACGGUGUUUUGCUUUAAUAUAUUUAUAGUAAUGUAAUGCUCGAAUUUUGUAAGCCCUGAUUUUUGUAAUAUUUUUUAAUAAUGUACCAAGUUCAUUACAGAAACGAAGAGCCUAAGCAGGCACUAGUGUGCAAGCGUGAGGCACUGUUAGCGCCGUAUAUACGUUUCUUUAAUGAGCCGGGUGAAAUAAUUUAUUAAUAUACUUUAAUUUUAGAAUUCUAAUAUUGUAGAAGUUUAAGAAUUUUGUAAUUUAGUGUCAAUUAUAGUUUAUGCAAAUUUUUCAAUAAUUGUGGUGCGUUUUAAUUAAGA
This is a messenger RNA of Pieris brassicae (large cabbage white), 4530 nucleotides long. RefSeq names its product kinesin-like protein KIF18A. Bases 184 to 2784 code for a protein of 866 amino acids. The transcript has 8 exons. Gene Ontology annotation, biological process: microtubule-based movement. NCBI's taxonomy places the organism in Eukaryota, Metazoa, Arthropoda, Insecta, Lepidoptera, Pieridae. The record is from RefSeq and is a predicted model, not a curated record. Gene Ontology annotation, molecular function: microtubule motor activity; ATP binding; microtubule binding.